This is a messenger RNA of Rotaria sp. Silwood2, 1233 nucleotides long. NCBI's taxonomy places the organism in Eukaryota, Metazoa, Rotifera, Eurotatoria, Philodinida, Philodinidae. The record is from the annotation of a GenBank genome assembly.
AUGCAACAAUGUACUACAAUACAAAAUUGUCUUGGAUCUCUUGAAUUCAUUCCUGGUCAAUGUUGUCCAGUAUGUCAAACAAGUAUUUGCCGUGAUAAUAAUGAUCUUAUUUAUCAAAAUGGUGAUGUUUGGACAAAAAAUAAUGUUUGUUCACAUUGCACAUGUAAAAAUGGAUCAACUAUAUGUUCAGAAGAAGUUUGUCCAAUUUUACAAUGUAAAUCUAAUGAAAAAGUUGUUCGUUUACCAAAUAGUUGUUGUGCAAUAUGUAGUAAUCGACAUAUGUGCAGAUUUCAUGGUAAUAAUGGUUAUCAGAUUUAUUAUGAACAUGAUCUUUGGUAUACAUCAGCAUGUCAAUAUUGUACAUGUCGACGACAUAAUCGUGUUAUUUGUAAAAGUAUUCAAUGUGAACAUCAAUUUUGUCUUGAACAUGAAAUUCAAGAAUCAAGAUCAGAUAGUUGUUGUGUGUCAUGUCGACAAGCUAAGCAAUGUGAUUUAAAUGGUUAUAUACUUAAAGAAGGAUCUUAUCGCCAGGUUGAUAAUUGUACAUUAUGUACAUGUACGUCAGAACGUCAACCUAAAUGUUAUUCAAAUUGUAAACAAAAUGGUUAUUCAGUUAUUGAAUUACAAGCAUCAAGUCUACAUCGUAAUCAUACAAUUACUGUUACCGAUAGUUUAGCUACAAUUAUAGCCUAUUCAAAAUCUGGAGCAACUAUGCCUUCAUCACAAACUCGUUCUAUAUUAUUUCACUUUUCUUCAUCUAUAACAACAAAAUCAAAUGCUGCUGUUCUAUUAGGCAUUAUACAUAAUUCAACUGGUCAAAUAUCUUAUAGACUUAUUCUCAUUGAUUUUGAUUCAACUAUAAAUAAUACAAAAACUAAUUAUAGUCUUUCAGAUGAAUUACGUCUUUGGAUGCCAUUAACAGUUUCUACUCAACGAACUAGAAAAUCGUCAAUAUCAAUAUUUCAAGAUGAUAAAUAUUCAGAUCAAAUUAUUUUAAUAAGUCUUAUUAUUAUACUUUCAUUGAUUUGUUUAAUAUUAAUUUUUAUUAUUAUUUUCUUAUGUUAUCGAAGAAAACAAAAAAUAAUUGAAAAACAAAUUUAUAAAGAUACUUUUAAACGACAACCUUCAUCAUUAUCAAUAGUAGAAAAAUUUCAUGCACCUGACUUAACAACUAAAGUAACACUUUUAACACAUUUUCAUACACAUGGACAAGAUUUAGGUACUGAUGUAUAA